GGUAGGAGGAGGAGUAUGGGUGCGCACAGCUCGGGUUUUUUGAACGGGCUCUAAAGCAGCGGUGUAACCGAUCCCAGCUGCUACUGUGUGGGGAAUUGAGAGCUAUUCCCGUCCCCCGUAUGUUGAUCACGUGUCCUUAGGGGACGUUUGCUUUGGGGAUCACUUUGGGAGGUAAUCGCAGCGCACCGGUGCGCGUAGCCAAUUUGGAGAGAAACAUCCUUAAUAAUAAUCGUAAUGAUCCACCGGAGGAUCAACCGGAUCACUUUUGUUUCGGGGCGUUGUCAUACACCCUGUACACUGGCUUGCUUUACACAGAUCAGUAAGGGACUGGCACUCUUUGUGUGCUCCGUGACUCACUGACUUGUCAAAACUUCUGCGCUUACGAACCGCGAUCUUUACUGCGAGCAUCACAUUGUUGCCAUCUCCUGCAACGAGUCGACGUACGGAGCUGUCACUGCGAGCCGAGCCCAUCAACGUCCACAGUGGUGCUGCUCAUUGCUAACUAGGCUGCCUCCAAGCCCACAGGUAAUUGGCCAGCUUCCGUGGGAUUUGAUGUCACCUUUAGAUUGGUUUAACUGAAGAUGGAAACACUGGAGUCUGAGCUGACCUGCCCGAUCUGCCUGGAGUUGUUUGAAGAUCCUCUGCUCUUGCCUUGUGCCCACAGUCUGUGCUUUAACUGUGCUCACCGCAUCCUGGUGUCUCACUGCUCCACCAGCAAGCCCCUCGAAUCCAUUUCUGCCUUUCAGUGUCCCACCUGUCGUUACGUCAUCACGCUGAAUCACCGCGGCCUGGAGGGCCUUAAGCGCAAUGUGACGUUGCAGAACAUCAUUGACCGCUUUCAAAAGGCCUCCCUUAGCGGCCCCAAUUCUCCCACAGAGAGCCGUCGCCUGCAGCCGCAGCGACCCUACACCGCCACCAUUAGCGGUACAAUAGCUGGAACGAUUGGCGGCGGCGGUGGCACAAGUGGAGGCAGCGCUCGUAGCAGCCCAGCCACUUCCAGCCACUCCCACCAGCACGCCAACCACACCAAUCACAUCAACCACACCAACGCUAACCACAGCCCAGCUGUUGUUGCUAAAAUGGAUCCGCGGAUCAGCUGCCAGUUCUGUGAGCAGGAUCCGCCACGCGAGGCCGUCAAGACUUGCGUCACAUGUGAGGUAUCGUACUGUGACCGCUGCCUGCGUGCAACACACCCCAACAAGAAGCCCUUCACCAGCCACCGCUUGGUGGAGCCAGUGCCAGACACCCACAUCCGUGGCUUGACCUGCCUGGAGCAUGAGAACGAGAAGGUCAACAUGUACUGCUUGGUGGAUGACCAGCUCAUUUGUGCCCUCUGCAAGCUCGUGGGACGCCACAGAGAGCACCAGGUGUCCUCCCUCACUGAACGUUUUGACAAACUCAAGGCUUAUCAGGUGAGCCCGGGCAGAGUGUCAGAUGCAGUAAUGGAGGCUUCAAAGACAAGCGCUGCGCAAACUCUGGAGAACAACCUAACCAACUUGGUGAAGAGGAACAGUGAGCUGGAGAACCAAAUGGCCAAGCUCAUUCAAAUCUGUCAACAGGUUGAGGUGAACACAGCCAUGCAUGAAGCUAAGCUGGUAGAGGAGUGUGAUGAGCUGGUGGAGAUCAUUCGCCAGAGAAAACAGGUCAUCGCCGUGAAGAUCAAAGAAUCCAAGGUGAUGAAACUGCGCAAGUUGGCUCAGCAGAUUGCAAAUUGUCGCCAGUGUUUGGAGCGCUCCAGUGCCCUGAUCACACAGGCUGAGCAGAGCUUGAAGGAGAACGACCACGCCCGCUUCCUUCAGACUGCCAGAAAUGUCGCCGAAAGGGUUGCAAUGGCCACGGCUUCCUCUCAGGUGCUCAUCCCAGAUGUCAACUUGAACGAGGCGUUUGACAACUUUGCUCUUGACUUCUCCCGAGAGAAGAAGAUUCUGGAAGGACUAGAUUACCUAACAGCUCCCAACCCUCCAUCAAUAAGAGACGAGCUGUGCACCGCCUCCCACGACACCAUCACUGUUCACUGGACGUCUGAGGACGAGUUCAGCGUCACCUCCUAUGAGCUGCAGUACACGAUCUACACAGGCCAAACAAACUUCAUCAGCUUGUACAACUCUGCAGACAGCUGGAUGAUCGUACCUAACAUCAAGCAGAACCACUACACGGUGCACGGCUUGCAGAGUGGCACCCGUUAUAUCUUCUUCGUCAAGGCUAUCAACCAAGCAGGAAGUCGCAACAGUGAGCCAGCCCGCCUCAAAACCAACAGUCAACCUUUCAAGUUGGACCCAAAAACAGCCCACAAGAAGUUACGUCUGUCCAACGACUGCCUGACCAUGGAGAAGGACGAGAGCUCGCUGAAGAAGAGCCACACCCCGGAGCGCUUCAGCGGAACAGGCUCCUAUGGAGCUGCUGGUAAUGUCUUUAUUGACAGCGGGUGUCACUACUGGGAGGUGCUACUCGGAGCAUCCACAUGGUAUGCCAUCGGCGUGGCUUACAAAUCAGCCCCAAAAAACGAAUGGAGCGGCAAAAACUCAUCCUCGUGGGUGUUCUCACGUUGCAACAGCAACUUUAUGGUGCGGCACGAUGGUAAGGAGAUGCUGGUGGAGGCGAGUCUGCAGCUGAGGCGGCUGGGUGUCCUGCUGGACUACGACAACAAUUCGCUGUCCUUUUACGAUGCCAUGAAUUCCCAGCAUAUCCACACCUUUGAAAUCUCCUUCCUCCUACCUGUUGUACCCACUUUCAUGAUCUGGAACAAGUCAGUCAUGAUACUCUCAGGGCUACCUGUCCCCGAUUUUGUCGAUGGUGUGGCCUCGGAUCUUCAAGAGCACCAACAGCAGCAAAUGGGGAUGUGCCGGCAAGACUCGCCAUACUUGACCGGGAUGAAGGCCUGCCACUGAGUGGUCGUGUGACUGUAAAUGCGAUUAAAACACUGACACGGUGGCUCAUGUUAGCUAGUUACUUUCAUAUGGGUUUAAAAAGUUGCAAAUAUGCACAGCAGUCUGGAAAAAUGUCAGUCCGGUUAGUUUGUAGCCAUCCAAUAUUUUGCAAAUCCAUCAUCAACGAAUGGGAAUGAGGUCUUUUGACUGCAGCCAUCAGCAUACGUAAAGUCCAUCCGAUGCCCUGCAGUGACUGACAGAGAAAGCUUUGGUGUCCUGUAUUUUCAGGACCAUUUAAGGUCUUCCUUUUUUCAUCUGUGUUUCACUCCAGGCAGAAGACCAAAGUGAGAAUCUUCAUGUCAGCCAUUUAAAGUUUGAAGGUGCAGCACAUGAACAGUGAAACUACUUAACCUGUGGUAGAUUAUGAGAAAGACAGAAAAGGAAAAAUAUACAGAGAAAAAUGAAUAGAAAACCGAUUGAUGCUUUCACCACAGCAGUGCAAAGUGCCAUCCACCGAUCCAUAAUAGUUAUCAAACAGGUGGAUGGAAAGGCCAUAGCAGAUGCUUAGAAUCACAAUUUUUUGCUGUAUCGAACCAGUAAGUGAGCCUCCUCAUUUCCUGAGUAUCAGGGACACUGUUGUUCCCAAAAAAGCCGAUCUUUUAAUGUCUUGAUUAUAAAUUACCCUUCUCUCUAAGGGGACAAGUAAACACAAACCUACCAGCAAAUUACCCCACACUUCAUUUCAGAGCGUCUGGAUCCCCUCCAGCGUUAGGGUCAAGCAGUCAGGAUUUGUCUUUAGUUUAUCGUCUGUUUUAGUAGUGUGAAAAUUGAUGCCACUUUCAUGUCUGUUAUUGCAGCAAGCAGCCGAGCUGGCCUUGUAGCAUAAAUUGUGGAAGCUCCAACUUUCAAGCUGCAGAACGUAACCUUCUGAUCAUAAGUGUCUAAAGUGUUUAAAUUUCUCUUUUAUUACAGAUUUAACAAAAGUGUAACGUGUGAAUGGGUAAGCUUUUGAAAUGCUGCCAGCCUGGACUUUUUCUGUCCCCCAAAAAAGGAGCUUUUUUCCUUUGGGGAAGUCUGAUUCCUACAAGGUUUACACUAGUACAUACAUUCUCUGGGAAACGUACAAUACCACGCUUUUAUUCAGUCAUUUUUUUGAUUUGGAUUUCUACAUUAAUAAAAACAAAUAAAAAGCAAAAUUAUGAACAGAUCUUUGCUGAUCAUAUUUUAGCAAAUAUAUCAAAGUAUCUUACAGUUUCUCCAAAUGUGUAUGCAGACAUCCAAUUAUAGACAUUACAAUCUCUAGCUUGGUAGAGUUUUGUAUUUACUGCACAAAAUGGAAAAAUAAUGCACACCAGUAACUGCAAAUUCACUGUAAGAAGAUUUGAGACUAGGAAAAAAACUACAAAUUAAGACAGCGAGUUCAGUAGUAUUUUUUUCUUGGUUGUAAAAGUAACACAGAGCUUAACUGCAUAUUUUGAGUAUAAUGAUGUAUGCUUAAACACAUGCCACGUUAGCAUCAUCUGCACUCCCAAAAUGUGACACAUUUACAGUGUGAUCAUACCGAUGAAACAAAAACACUAAAACCUCCCGCAUCAGUCCAGACACGAGAGUGGUAUUCUUUUUCCCACACAGAGACUCUUGAUUCUUAAAAUGUCCCAUUUUUUUUUCAGUUUGUCUACUACAGCAGGCUGUACUGCAAGUAUUUCCUUGCCGCUGUUCAUGUGUUGUGUCCUUAAUAGCUAUGUGUGGUCACUGCUAUAGUCCUUUCCUCGAUCUUCCUCUUGGAUUUGACCCGUCAGUCUUGUUUUGUAUUGACAGGUCACAGCUUCCUUAUUUCAGGAAGCGUUAGCGUCGCUCCCGGAUUCUUUAUUAACAAGAUCCCAGGGGCCAGAUUUGAAUCGUGUGACUACUCGACUUGUAUAAUAAGAGGUUUAUUGAUAACUAGAGGGGGAAAAAAGUGUUAUUUAUGGAAAAAAAAAAGUUUACUUUUAUUAUUAAUCGCAACAUAUUCAUGAUGCACUUUUUAAUUAACACUAACUCCCCUCUGUGAGUAUUGAAAAAGAUGGAUGUGUGGCAGGGUUGUAAUGGGGAGGGUAAGAGACAAUAAGCACUGCUGCUGGUUGUGUUAACUCAUCCUAUUUUUCUGCUCAUAUUUUCAAAGUAAUUUAUGGUGGUUAGCGUGUAAAACAUACUGCAGUAAAACCUCUUUUGGUCACUCUGAGAACUUUGCAAUAAAGAAAGAAGUCACAGCUUUUGUUUACUGUGCUUUAAACACAACCAGCGACUUGUCCUCCCCAUUGCAUUUUUUCAAUAGCAUACAGUGAAACUACGUUUAGAAAAGGGAUAUGAUUAUGAUGGUGUUUGUGGGAUUUUUAUUGUGAUUAUAAUGAAUAACUAAUAGCUGUUUGUUGUUGACUUUUCACGGAAGGAGGUGGUUAACACUUAAACCUGCUGUCUGUCGCAAUGUCAUGGCAUGAUUGUGUUUUCCUCUGUAAUUUGUUACCACACACACACACACCAACACACUCCAGGUUCAGUUUAGGUUGGUCUUGUCGUGAUAAAUGCAUGAUACAUUAUAGGAUCUCACAGUUCACCGGGUAAUUUAAGUAACUCUUUCAAGCUCACCAAUUAGUUUUUUUCCCUUUGGGUAGAGGCUCACCUGAACAUUUUACAAGCAGACCUGACCUCGAAAAUCUUUCUGUUCUUGAUCACUAUUCAAAUAGCAACUGAAGCUGGAAAAAAUAGUUUUGCUUUCAGGUUCGGAUUUAAAGGCCUAGCGUGGGUGACAGUUUCUCUCUGGUUUGAUAUUCAAGGAAGCAGGGCUGAUUCAGACAAUCAAAUAUGUAUCAUAGUUUUUGCCGAUUUAAGAGGCUGCGUAGCCAGAAAGUCGAGAGAAGCUGUGACAAAGUGACACUGGAGGUUGUGCUUAAAAAAGAUGCAGACUUUUACCCGAUUUGACACGAGAAACCUUACGCCUCAUUGCCAAUUUCACUCCUUUUACUCAUCACGGGGUAUAUAACUGUUGACUGUCUUGUAACAUUUCUACUCUGACAGGCUAUGAUCUCCUUGACUUGAAAAAGCAGGCAUACCCUGCAAACACACUGUUUUAAAUCAUUUGCUAGUGACCUUAAAGUUCCUUGAUGAGUCAGUUGGGAAUGGCAGUGAAAAUCUGAUCUGCAUUAUUCACCGAGGGAAACUGAACGGUGCAUCAGUUAUGAAUAUUUACUCGAGGUGUUGAUUGAUAGAGAUGUUCCACAUGUCAAAGAUAACACAGCACACGAACAAAGCAGGGAGCUUACCGAACGUUACCUGACUUCCAGAUAUCCAUUCAUCUUGCUGAAUAAUGUCGGUCGCAGCAGCCGAACAGUGUUGAUUUGUGAUCUGGACCGACAAGCUCAAGUCAUCUGUGCAAGUGUGCUCGGCUUGGUCACUGCAUGAAUAUGUGACCUUGCCGCAGGUUCAUGCUGUAACUCGGUCCUUAUCUUCGAGAUAGGGUUUCCUGUCGAGUCAAACAUAUUCUCAAUUUUUAUUUUUAUUUUUUACAAUGGGGGGAAAAAAAACUUCGAAAGCAUACAGAAAAUGUUCAUUGCCAUGCAUAUCAGAUCAUCUGCAGUGCUCUUUUUUUGUGUCACAAGUCAAUACAGUAAAAUAUAUACGGUGAAUGAUUUUCAAUAGCUACCCACUCCUUGUAGUGCAGUGUAAUACCCUAGAGACAAUGCAAUAGAUUCUCCUUUCUGCUUUUCUGUUUGUGUAACUUGGAAAAUGUUUUUUGUUUUGUUUUUUACAACUCAAAAGAAAGGCACUCCUCUCCUUUUGACAUUUGGACCUUAAUUUAAAAAAAAAAGAGAGAAGAAAACUGAAACAGCACAAAAAGAGCAGUUUUGCCUUCCUGCAAUGCUUCCUGUUUCCAUAGAUAUAACAGAUAUACUUUUAGUCAGAGAGGAAUGUAAAUCAUAGGGGGAAAUAUAUAUUAUAUAAAGUUGUAUAUUAUACAAAAUAUAUAUGAACCAAUGUUAUUUAUGUGAAUUUAAGUCCAAUUAAAAGUCUGAUCCCAAAAACUGUUGGAGUCAAGAGUUUCUUUUUAGGUUUGCUACUCAAAAAUGAUACAACUGCUAAAUAUAAUUUCAAGUAUUUACAGAAAAAACUGAGAUCCAAGAGAGGAGUGAAGAAAAAAAUUCCAGGGUUGGACAGGGCGAUGCUCCUAUCCUAAAGUCUCAAACUGUUCUUUAAUCAUGUUGAUGUUUUAACCAGGUUUACGACACUGGAAAGAUUCAUAAUAAAUCUCCCUUUAAGCAGCUUGUGAAACACAAACUGUUUGCCUCUCACAGGUCUUACAAACAUGUACGGGAAUUUAAACUACAACCCACAGCUUUCAAAGAGGCUGAGCCCUGGAACGGUACAUGGGGCAGUAAGGUUGCCAGGCUGGCAGGUCAUCCAGAGCUCAGGGUGGGGUUUGUAGGGCUAUACCCUCUUAGCCCUCAUCUGCCAUCACUGGCACGAGUUACUCACUACAACUAGUACUGUAGUGCAUUGGCCCCAGCACUGCCUGCGAGCAUGGCACAAACACAAACACUGACCCUGAAAGGAUGAACAGCCCGCUCAUGUAAUUUGCAUUUAAUUUGCUUUGAGGCAGCAGGAAUGCUCUAACAGUGUAAUAAGGGAACCAGGGGAAUUUCAGCUGGCUGAACAAUUCAAAAUGUAUACUAACAUAUAAGAUGACAGCUGUGGGCCUGUGUGGAGUUUGCAUGUUCUCCCCAUGUCUGCGUGCGUUCUCUCCAGGUACUCUUGCUUCUUCCCACAUCCAAAGACAUGCCAUUAGUGGGGUUAAGUUAAAUUGUGAUUAUCCAAUCCAUUGUUUGAUGGAUUGGCUUAAAAUGCAUCACACGAGCAGAUACACCAGUGAGUUCAUACCCAUCUUUACGUUCUGGCUUCAUUAUAGUGUCAUCUACUCACCAGGAAACUUGUAACUGUAGCCUGCACGCUUUGAGGCAUGUGGACAAAAUCUGCCCUUUGACUGAUAUACAUAUAAAUACCAGUCAAAGUACACUCAAAUGCUUUUGCAGUGCCUCUGGUUAUAGUAUUCAAGCCAAAUCUCUGCCCUUAUAAAACACUCACAGACAAACUCACAAAGUGAAAACGAGACCAGACACUCUCUUGCAGCUGCUAAAUGUGGUGGUUUAAUGCAUUCUGCCCUAUGACCUUCUCUCUCUACCAAGAACGCCAAAGGACCGCUCUCAGAAACAGUGUAGAAGAGCUUGUUUUGUAAAACAGGAAAAGACUAUAAUAAGAUCCCUGCUUCUCUACAUUUCCAUUACUAUUUAACUAGAAGCUACAUGUUGAACCUCAUUACCUGAUUAACAUGAUAAUGUAGUGCCUAAUGUAGAUUUGCUUAUUGAAUAACAUAGACAGGCUCAGAGAAAUCCAGUUUCAACCUAUUACCUCUCCAUUAUGUCACUGCAACUUCCCGGAAGGUUUGGAGACAUUAUGAUUAUAAAUAUAUGUGCACAUCUAUGCAUAUGCAGUAUUUAAUCCUGCGUUAUGAAUCUAUCUCAUUAGGCCAGGGCUUUUUUAAAAUCUAGUUGACCUGUGCACUGAUGGAUUACAGGGCUCUGUGACGUAACUCCAUCCAGGUUAGGCCACAGGUUUAAAGAUUGGGGCACUGUCUACCUCUCCGUGUGUGACAGAUUAGCAAACGGUUAAAUGUGAUACUCGCUCUGCCUCUGCUCCCUCACACUGCUAGCAAGCAAAC
Molecule: messenger RNA, 8616 nt
Organism: Haplochromis burtoni (Burton's mouthbrooder)
Lineage: Eukaryota; Metazoa; Chordata; Actinopteri; Cichliformes; Cichlidae
Gene: mid2
Product: midline 2
Exons: 12
Coding region: 582-2888 (768 amino acids)
Molecular function (GO): protein binding; zinc ion binding
Source: RefSeq, a predicted model, not a curated record